GAUAACGAGUAGUGAGAAUGAGCAGAAGCAUCUUUAAUAAUCGUCCUGUUACCCACUGUAUUUUCGAUAUGGAUGGAUUGAUAUUAGAUACUGAACGUCUGGCAUUUCAAGUGACCCAGAACAUUCUCAACAAGUUAUCGAAUCCACCAAAAGUACAUACUUGGAAGAAUAAGGAGAGUUUAUUGGGCCUUAAAUGUGAUGAUGUCGCAAAAAAAGUCGUCAAAAUCUACGAUCUGCCAAUUUCAUGGCAAACUUACAAAGAAAUGGCUCGACACGAAGCAAAAACUUUAAUGGAAAACUGCGAAAUUUGCGAAGGUGCUGAACGACUCAUUUAUCACUUGUACAGCAAUAACAUUCCAAUUUGUGUCGCAACGAGCAGCUCUAAAGAGUCUUUUGCAAUAAAAACGACAAACUAUAAGGAACUUUUCAGUGCAUUUAAUCAUAUUGUGCUUGGUGGAAGUGAUUCUGAAGUUAGGAAUGGUAAACCAUCGCCAGAUAUUUUCAUUGUUGCUGCAAGUAGAUUUGAUGACAUGCCGAAUUUCCAGAAUUGUCUCGUUUUCGAAGACUCACCAAGUGGAGUUCAAGCAGCCAUUGCAGCAGAUAUGCAAGUCGUUGCUAUCCCAGAUCAGUUAACUUGCAAAUCAAAAGUUAAAAAUGCAACAGUCAUUCUAGACAGCUUGAAUGACUUCCGUCCAGAAUAUUUUGGACUUCCUGCAUUCGAUGAGAAAUAAGUUAAAGUGUUUGCUAUGACGGUGGAUAUUAAAAUUUUACAAGGAUACAUAUUUUCGAUAGGAAUUUGAAGUAUCCAUCUCAGAAGCACUCAAUGAAACCGCGACGAAUAUUGAGGAUUAUUUGGUAUUCGGGUUAUGAAGUUUGUUUUUAAAACAAACUUUGUCAAAUGAACUGUAAAAAUUGACUAAAAAGAACUAAAGAAGAUUUUUACUUGAAGUAU
Molecule: messenger RNA, 952 nt
Organism: Chironomus riparius
Lineage: Eukaryota; Metazoa; Arthropoda; Insecta; Diptera; Chironomidae
Source: the annotation of a GenBank genome assembly